AUGAUUUCAUGUCCUACAACAGUGGAUUAUAGCAAAAAUCAUAAUGACAAAGAUUGUUUAAAUGAAGUUACCAAAAUCAUUGAUACCCAUGAAGAAGUACCAUCAAAUGUAGAAUUUAUCAUUUAUAAUGGGGAUAGCUUCACAGAAAUAAAGAAUGAAAAAAAAAGCAGAACAACAGGAAUAAAACUAAAGAUUUUUUUAAAAAAAUUCAAAGUAAAGAAAAUCUAUCAUCAAUAUCAUCUUUCCGAUUUUGGAAUGGAGCAACUAUUUGACAUUGAUACCUUACUUGAGUCCAUUAAUUUAAGUGGUAAUGUUUUCAAUGACCCUGGAGAUCUGUCAGGAUUAAAGAAAAUGAAUCCAAAAUUACAACAAUUAUCAAUUUCAAUUCCUUUCCGUGAUGUAAUAAGAGCUAUUUUGCAUUCUCUAUUAGUUCUGUAG
This is a messenger RNA of Dictyostelium purpureum, 438 nucleotides long. RefSeq lists its product as uncharacterized. The coding region runs from base 1 to 438 and encodes 145 amino acids. The record is from RefSeq and is a predicted model, not a curated record. Lineage: Eukaryota; Evosea; Eumycetozoa; Dictyosteliales; Dictyosteliaceae. The transcript has 2 exons.